UCUGAUUUCCCAGGAGCACGUCAACGCAUUGUUUCCGAGGAUCCAACAGAAAAAGUCCAUUGUUGUUGCGAAGUUUUUAAUCUGGGGAUUUAAAGCACAUCACAUGCUCAGACUGGGCAGCGGGGCGCUCUGCCACAACAAGCAAACCACUGCAAAAAUCCAUGUUGGGGAAGAAAACAUUUAUCCCGCAAGGACCUACGAAAACGUUAAACACACACAUUGGAAUACCAGCGCACUUUUGGGGAGUUUAGGAUCGACGAAGAAGUGAUAAGUAAAAGUCCCGACCGGGAAAGGGAAACUUUUUAUUCUCUGGAGAAACCGGACCGCCGGAGGUUUAGGAUGACGCUGAAAUACAGCCAGCGGUCUCUAAUAGUCCUGUCUUUACUGGGGAUUUUAUCGGCCAUCAUGUCCGUUUUAUCAGUCAUUUUGAUUUUCCAGCUUCAGGCUCAACAGACAGCAGUGAAGGAGUCCCCACCUUCCACCUCCUCGAUCAUUCCUGCCCAAGUCUGGGUCGUCCUGCUCCCCGUCUCCACAGUGCUCUCUGCGCUGUCCCUCACUCUCAACCUGAGCUCCGUGGUGGUGUGUCUCCUCCACAGCUAUUUCUCUGCAGAGGUCUGCAGGGGGGAGCAGGAUGCUGCUGAAAGAGAAGACUGGUUCCUUUUGGAUAGCAGAGCUGUACGACAUGUGGCUAUAGGACUGUUCUGCCUGGGGGUUUCUGUCUAUUUGGCAGCUAUGUCCAUCUUUAUGCUCCUGAUAUUUGAGGUGGAGACGGGCAUUGCAAGCGCUUGCAUACUUGCCUCUGGGAUCUUAAUACUACUCAUCGUUAUCAUCCACUCUCUGGUCAAAGCUUCCCAUAGUGCCAAGCACUACCACAGCGACCACCUCAACACCCUCUACCAGAAUGACCACAGAAGCAGCAGCACACCCGUCUCCCGACCCUGCGAGCUCAAAGUAGGCGUGGACAAACCCCGGAUUCACCGCAGCCAGUCUCACCUCCAGCAUCCGAUCUCCUACCCUCAAUGUGGCAACGCGAGACAGCGAGAACAAUACCAGCAACAGCAGUACUCCCCGGCUGGAGGUUCCCAGGGCAACGUUAGCGAUAAAGACGGCUACAGCAGUGGAGGCAGUUGUCCCCGAAUGCACAGGACCCUGUCUACUGAGUCUGGUUUAUUGCAGGCCCAGGCUAAACCCUGGAAUGGGGUCAACAAUGAGAUGAGGAGCGUCCUUGCACGCAAGUCAGGGAUUUCUGCAAGGGACUCUACUCUUGUGUGACAUAAAGGAAGCUGAGCUUGUGAUUUAAGACACUAGUGACCUUUGCUUAUGUCACAAGAGGACUGCUAACACAAGUGUCAUCUCAAACAACCAUAAAAUUGUCAAUUUGUACUUUUUUACAUUCAGCAUGUUUACCCUGACUCAUUGCAGACGCCAUGAGAUAGAGAUAGAAAAUACCUUCAUCUACUGAUUUCUCCUGUUCAGAUUAUAAAGCAUUUUAAAUUGGA
Messenger RNA from Micropterus dolomieu (smallmouth bass), 1499 nucleotides. It is a transcript of the gene tmem221, whose product is annotated as transmembrane protein 221. The record is from RefSeq and is a predicted model, not a curated record. The coding region runs from base 340 to 1272 and encodes 310 amino acids. NCBI's taxonomy places the organism in Eukaryota, Metazoa, Chordata, Actinopteri, Centrarchiformes, Centrarchidae. The transcript is spliced from 3 exons.